CGGGGUUUCGGGCCAGCCGAAGUGGAAUCUGGUACCCCAGGACUGCUGCAACCCAGACUAACCAACCCACUGGGAGAGAUGCCUGGGGGCCUGGGAGUCCUCCAAGCGCUGCGUACCACCAUCUUUCUCCUCUUCCUAAUCUCUGCUGUUGGCCUGGGCCCCGGGUGCCAGGCCCUGUGGGUGGACGGGGGCCCGCCAUCGGUGACAGUGAGCCUGGGGGAAACGGUCAAUCUCCAGUGCCGGUACAACCGCAGCAGACCCGACAGCACUCCCAAUGUUACGUGGUGGCGCAUCCUCCAAGGCAACGCCACCUGGCCCGACAUUUUCUGGAGCUAUGGCCAAGGCCCGCAUGGUGAGCUGACCAUCAGCACUGUGAACAAGAGCCACAUAGGCAUGUACAGGUGCCAGGUGGAGGAGAAAGGCCACCCCGUCCAGAAGUCCUGCGGCACCUACCUCCGUGUGCGUGAGCGGCUCCCCAGACCAUUCCUGGACAUGGGAGAGGCCACCAAGAACAAUCUCAUCACAGCCGAGGGCAUCAUCCUGCUCUUCUGCGCCGUGGUGCCUGGGACCCUGCUGCUGUUCAGGAAACGAUGGCAGAAUAUGAAGUUUGGGGUGGACGCCCAGGAUGACUAUGAAGAUGAAAACCUUUAUGAGGGCCUGAACCUGGAUGACUGUUCCAUGUAUGAGGACAUCUCCCGAGGCCUCCAGGGCACCUACCAGGACGUGGGCAGCCUCCAUAUCGGGGACGGGGACGUCCAGCUGGAGAAGCCGUGACCCUGUGGGCUGCCCGGGCCAGCUGUGCUGCCAGCUCUGGUGUCCCCCCACCCCUUCCGGUUCUCUUUUCAUAAUCUUUCCCGGGAGUGUCCUGACUCAACUUCCCCCUUGAGUGUAUCUGCUCUUCUUCCCUCUAGACUGUCCUCAUCCCCUGCACACACCCCAGUUCAGCCCUCCUGCUGCUUUUUCCAGCCUCCCCCCACACCCAGCAGGUAAUGAGCCCUUAAUCGCUGCCUCUAGGGGAGCUGAUGAUAGAGCCUCGUUAGUAUCACCUCCCCCUCCCUGCUCUGUCAGGGCCACUUAGUGAUAAUAAAUCCUUCCCAACUGCAGA
This is a messenger RNA of Ailuropoda melanoleuca (giant panda), 1105 nucleotides long. It is a transcript of the gene CD79A, whose product is annotated as CD79a molecule. Gene Ontology annotation, biological process: B cell receptor signaling pathway; B cell differentiation. NCBI's taxonomy places the organism in Eukaryota, Metazoa, Chordata, Mammalia, Carnivora, Ursidae. The record is from RefSeq and is a predicted model, not a curated record. Gene Ontology annotation, molecular function: transmembrane signaling receptor activity. Gene Ontology annotation, cellular component: membrane; B cell receptor complex; external side of plasma membrane. The transcript has 5 exons. The coding region runs from base 79 to 774 and encodes 231 amino acids.